GUGACGUUAUGUCACGUGACGCUAACCGUUUCGGACCGGAAGAGGCUUCAUUGUGAAAUCUUUCACGGCGUAUGAGCACAUACAGCUGAGACGUCUCCGGAGCCGGACGGGAAGAGAAAUGGACAGCGGUUUGUGCCCAACUGGUGACGCUGCGCUGGACCAGGCGCUCACACAGUGGCUGCUGUAUGACAAGAAUCCCAAAACAGUAGCUUUGGUUCAGGACCUGGUGAAGGAAGGAGCAGUGGAAACCUUGAAGAAAUGUUUUUCCUCCAGGAUGGAGUUUGGUACAGCAGGUCUGAGAGCAGUUAUGGGCCCGGGCAUAUCCUGCAUGAACGACCUCACUAUUAUCCAGACCACACAGGGUUUCUGUCAGUACCUAGAGGACAGUUUUGGGAACCUAAAGGAACGGGGUGUGGUGAUUGGGUAUGAUGCCAGGGCCCACCCAGCCAGCGGAGGCAGCAGUAAGCGCUUUGCCAGCCUGGCUGCAGCGGUUUUCAUCAGCCGAGGGGUUCCUGUCCACCUCUUCUCUGACAUCACCCCAACACCAUUUGUGCCUUUUGCAGUUUCUCACCUGAGUCUGUGUGCUGGUAUCAUGGUGACUGCUUCUCACAACCCCAAACAGGACAAUGGCUACAAGGUGUACUGGGAAAACGGUGCACAGAUUGUUUCUCCUCAUGACAAAGGAAUCUCCAAAGCCAUUGAAGAGAACCUCGAGCCUUGGCCCGAAUCCUGGAACACGGAGGACGCUUUAAAGAACCCCUUGCAUAACGAUCCCUACGCGGUCAUCCACUCAGAAUAUUUUAAAGCCAUCCAAAAACACUGUCAUCACAGGGAAUUAAACAAGAGGUCAAAUGUGAAAAUUGUGCAUACAUCUGUGCACGGAGUUGGUCACACAUUCGUUCAGGAAGCUUUUAAGGCUUUUAACCUUCACCUGCCGUAUGCCGUAGAGGAGCAGAAAGAUCCAGAUCCGGAAUUUCCUACUGUCAAAUACCCAAAUCCUGAAGAGGGAAAGGGAGUCCUGACUCUGUCAUUUGCACUGGCAGAGAAGGAAGGAGCUGCUGUGGUGUUGGCAAAUGACCCUGAUGCUGAUCGCCUGGCCAUUGCUGAGAAACAAGAGAGUGGACAGUGGCGAGUGUUCAGUGGGAAUGAACUGGGAGCGUUGCUUGGCUGGUGGAUGUUCCGCUGCUGGAAACAGCAAAACCCUGACGAUGCUGCUGUGAAAAACCUCUAUAUGCUGUCAAGCACUGUCUCAUCCAAGAUACUGCGUGCUAUUGCCCUCAAGGAGGGUUUUCAUUUUGAGGAAACACUAACGGGAUUCAAAUGGAUGGGGAACCGGGCCAGCACUCUUUUGGAGCAGGGAAAGAGUGUCCUCUUUGCAUUUGAGGAGGCCAUAGGGUAUAUGUGUAGUCCCUCUGUGUUGGACAAGGAUGGAGUGAGUGCAGCCGCCAUUGCAGGAGAGAUGAUCUCCUAUCUGGACACUAAAAACACUAGCCUUUCUCAGCAGCUCACAGCCAUCUAUGAAGAAUAUGGCUACCACAUCACCAAGAACUCCUACUUUAUCUGCCACGACCAGGAUGUGAUUCUCAGCUUGUUCGAGCGUCUGCGCAACUACAGCGGCCAGAAGGACUCGUAUCCCACUGAAUGUGGCCGUUUCUCCAUCUCCGCUGUCCGAGACUUGACCACUGGCUACGACAGCAACCAACCUGACAACAAGGCUAUUCUUCCCACUUCCAGUUCCAGUCAAAUGAUCACUUUUACCUUCUCUAAUGGAGGUGUGGCCACUAUGAGGACCAGCGGCACUGAGCCCAAAAUCAAAUACUACACUGAGCUCUGUGCUGCCCCUGGUAACAGUGAUGUGAUGCAGCUGAAGAAGGAGCUGGAUGAGCUGGUGGAUGCAAUUGUUGAAAACUUUUUCGAGCCACAGAAGAACAAGUUGCAGCCCAAGCCGGAGUAGCACAGAUGAAGAGGGGCAGUUGUUUUAAUAUCUUGUAACAGCUAUUUUACAUGUCAAAAAUACUAAGAAAGGGACCUCCAGUUUUUUUAAAUUACAUUUUCCACUAGUUUUGUCAGGUAGAUACCACCUUCGAUACUGUACCGUUUUGAGAACUCUGCCUUAAUUUUAAUAAUCUGCAUGGUUAAUGACGACACAUAACCUCUGCUUUAAGUUUACUUUGUAUGUUUUUAUAUUUUGGUUCAGAUCUUGCUUUUACAUCCAGUUGUCAUUCAGAUCAUGAUUUUAAAUUCAGUUAACUUAAGUGCCAGAGAUUUUAAGUCACAGCUGUAAAUUGUUAACCAUUCGUCAGCCACAGUCAUUCCUGGUUCCUCGUUCUCUGAUGUGAACAGAUUGUUGUAUAUUCAUCUGUAUCUAAAAACUGUGAUGUCCUUAACGUCAACUAAAAGACUGCUGAUAUAAACGGAUACUACUUAUACCUCUAACUAAUGUUAAGAACUAGUUUUGAACUUUGAUUGUAUACAUUUAUAACACUGAAGGUUAUUGAAACUUGACAACCUGAUGGGAGCAAGCAUGGCGGUUUAAAGUAAGUUAAUGUCAGACCUUGUUUCUCGUUAAUUAACAGGCAUUCGUGCGAUGUUGACGCGCAUUUACAGUAGCAGCUGUGCCUCUUGUGCUUCUCUUAAUAAAAACGCGCUUGAACACUU
Messenger RNA from Betta splendens (Siamese fighting fish), 2658 nucleotides. RefSeq names its product phosphoglucomutase 2 (gene pgm2). The transcript has 13 exons. Gene Ontology annotation, molecular function: magnesium ion binding; phosphopentomutase activity. NCBI's taxonomy places the organism in Eukaryota, Metazoa, Chordata, Actinopteri, Anabantiformes, Osphronemidae. The coding region runs from base 119 to 1954 and encodes 611 amino acids. Gene Ontology annotation, biological process: purine ribonucleoside salvage; carbohydrate metabolic process. The record is from RefSeq and is a predicted model, not a curated record.